UAACCCGCGAAUUUUAAUUUCCAAAAUAAAUGACUGAUUAUUAUAAAUGGCUUCCAAAGAUUGUGACGAUAUAUUUGGACGCAGAUAUCUUACAGAUGCUUCUGAUGUUUAUGAGUGGAAUGCUUGGGAUGACGUUCAGUGGACAGAAGAGCAGGAAAAUUUAGCAAAAGAAAUAAUAUUUUCGAAUAGUACUGUUAGACUCCCAGAUGAUUCUCAAGAAAGAAUUGAGAUCCUUGCACAUGAAUACUGGGACAAGUUUUAUUCCCAUCAUGAAGAUAGAUUUUUCAAGGACAGAAAUUGGUUAGAAAAAGAGUUCUGCGAAUUAUUUUCUUCAACAUCACCUAGUGUGCACAUAAUGGAGGUCGGUUGUGGUGUGGGAAAUACAAUAUUUCCAAUAUUACGCGCUGUAAAGAGUCCUGGACUGUUGAUAUAUGCAUCAGAUUUCUCUGAAAAGGCUCUAUCUAUACUUAAAGAAUCCAAAGGAUAUGACGCUGAUCGUUGUAUUACUUUCCAGCAUGAUAUAACCAAAACUAAUGACGAGAUCCCUUGUCCUAAAAAUAGUUUGGAUUUUCUAGUCUUAGUGUUCGUAUUAUCAGCAGUUAAUCCUGAAUUGUUUCACCGUACACUUAAAAAUCUUGUUACGUAUUUAAAACCCGGAGGUGUGCUAUUGUUUCGAGAUUAUGGGAGGUUUGAUUUAGCUCAGCUAAGAUUUAAAAAUGGCCAGUGUUUAAAAGACAAUUUUUAUAUGAGAUCAGAUGGGACAAGAGUUUACUUUUUCACUCAAGGUUAGUUUGGUAAAUCCCAACAAAUCAUGUUUUGAUUUUCAUGCCAGAUGAAUUACACAAAUUAUUUACGGACGUUGGUCUAGAAAAGAUUCAGAACAAGGUUGAUCGCAGAUUAAUCGUAAAUCGCAAAAAGAAGUUAAAAAUGUACAGAAUUUGGAUUCAAUGUAAAUAUAACAAGCUAUAAUGUGUCCUCUGUAAUAUUUUUCUAUUUUGUUAUUUCCUAUUUUGGGUGUUAAUAGUUCUGAUAAAACUCUUGAUGUGAUAGGCAUUCCGUAUAUCACUCUGUCUGCAUUUUAUUCACUUAUUUUAACAAUCUAAAACUCGUCCGUUCACUAAAUCACCAAGUCUACAUCCAUAACAGCGAAUACUGG
This is a messenger RNA of Schistosoma margrebowiei, 1156 nucleotides long. The record is from the annotation of a GenBank genome assembly. Lineage: Eukaryota; Metazoa; Platyhelminthes; Trematoda; Strigeidida; Schistosomatidae.